Molecule: messenger RNA, 768 nt
Organism: Anopheles arabiensis
Lineage: Eukaryota; Metazoa; Arthropoda; Insecta; Diptera; Culicidae
Exons: 3
Coding region: 109-558 (149 amino acids)
Biological process (GO): positive regulation of voltage-gated potassium channel activity; sleep; regulation of synaptic transmission, cholinergic
Source: RefSeq, a predicted model, not a curated record
UGCAGGUGUGUGAUCGUUUGUUUACAGCCACAAAUCUCAAGCAAAGCAUUUUCUCAAUUACUUUACCACCUUAUCGCCUUUCAGUAUUCAUUAAGCUUCCCAACGAAAAUGAAAACAUUAGUAAAUGUGCUACUCGUCACACUAAGCAUCGGUUCCGCCGCUGCCAUCCGGUGCUACCAGUGUUCUUCUCAAACCGAUCCGAAAGGUGUCGACAACUGUGGCGCGUACAAGGCGUUCAACAAGACGCAAAACAUUGCGAUCGAGUGCAACAGCGAUGAGUCGCACAUGCCCGGCUCGUUCUGCAUGAAGGUGGUCCACCAGAGCCCGCGAGGAUUCAUCUGGGAUGGCCGAUGGCGUCAGGUCAUCCGGCAGUGUGCGUCCGUCUCGGAGACGGGUGUUACCGGAGUGUGCAACUGGGGUGUGUACGAGAACGGUGUGUACUGGGAGGAGUGCUACUGCGUGGAGGACGAGUGUAACGGAGCACCGGGUUUGAAAGCCAGCUCCUUUACCGCCCUGUGCCUUGCCGUGUUGCUGUUCGUGGCUAAAAUUGUAUCGUAGGCGCUUAUUGCCCCUGUGGGUACACUGCGUUCCCUUCAUUCCAUCCAUGUCUCCGUGGUGAGCUUGCUGCAGCUAAGGAACUGUUUCCGUCCAUAUGAGAAUAUCAUGCAUAACAUUCCGCCUGUAGAUUGUGAAUUGUAAGUUUUAACGUUAACUGACGAUUUUUUAUACACAAAAACGAUCAAUAAAAGGUACAAUUGUAGUAAAUAA